This is a messenger RNA of Bemisia tabaci, 5480 nucleotides long. The record is from RefSeq and is a predicted model, not a curated record. Lineage: Eukaryota; Metazoa; Arthropoda; Insecta; Hemiptera; Aleyrodidae.
CGUGACCCCGGCGUGUCAGUCAGUGCGGAUCUUCCUCCGCGAAGCGCGCCUUUCUCGAGGUUUCCCUUCGGCGCCCUUUUUUCCCCGGGGUUUGUUUUUCGGGGCGCCCACCGCGUGACGUCAUCCGGAGGGAUUUCGAUUUUAAUCCGGGCGGUGUUUAAUUUGUUUGCGGCGCGGUUUUUCCCGGUGAAUUAUCGAUGCGCUCGCUGCCGAGGCGGGGAUUUGCGGAGUUAUGAAUUGGCGCGACUCUCGUGUCAUACGGGAUUAAUACUCCGCUUUUUGACAAGCGUUGGCUCACCUGCGCCGACGAGAACGGAAUUGUGCGGAGUGACGAGUUGUUCCGGGAUUGAGUUCCGGAUCGGGGGGGAAAGUGCAAUUGAAAGCCCGUUUUUUGGAUUUUGUGUCCGAUGCGAUUUGAUUGCGAACGAGUUCAGGUUUGAGCCGGGAAUCUAGAAAAAAGCGAGUGAUAAUUGGUGAACGUGAGCGGCGGGCGGUGAGCCUGACUCGCCUCGUGGAUUAAUCGAAGAAAAAAACAUGCGUUUUAAACGGUGUGAUUGAAAUUUUUUAAUUUCGCUUGUGGGAAUUCCAUUUCCAAAUCCUCGAGGAAUAAAAUCUUGAAAUCUAGUGAAAAUUGACUGUUUCCGCGCACCCGACGUAUUCUCCAUUUAAAUGCGCUUGGUUUUUUUUUUAUUUUUUAAAAGUGUGAAGUUAAGCGUGUGAUCAAAUUUGAAUUCUUCACGUCCGACGCCAGGAUAUCUAAAAAAAAAAAUUGAAAAAAUUAUUCGCCGAAUUAAAGUAAGAGCUCCUGAUUUUUCCCAGUACAUUUCAGUGUUUGUGUUUAGUUACUGAGACCGAUUAAAAAUUGUAUUCGAUUGAUUUGAAUUUUCCGUGUUUUAUUUUGAUUUGUUUUGAAUGACGGUUUCGCUUCCUGUGUAUUUCAUUCUUACAAAAUUUGUACCGUCUUUGACUUUCGACCAUUGAAAUUGUAAUCUUUUUAACUUAUUCGAACUCGAAAAUAUAGUGAAUAGACAGAUUAAGUGUAGGAAUUUUAUGGUGCAAAAUGCGAUGGGAUGUAUCAAAAUCGACACAUCGAAAGCGGAAUAGUUGGUGGCCGCACCCAUCUCCAGGCGCGUGAGGAUCGAGGAAAAAUGUAAUCCGUGUCGGUUGUUGCGUCAGUGCGUGUAGAUGAAGGCGUUGGUGGUUGCGUUAUCUCAUUUUUCGGGCGCGAAUAUGUGAGCGAGUGACGUGCCUUGUUCCACGGGUCAACAUGGUUGUCGCUGCAUCCACCGUUUGGUGCCUGAUGUGCGCAACUUUGCUUCAUCUCUCUUCCGUCGCUGCUCGCCGCCACAAGCAGUCCGAACUCGAUAUUCCAAUUCCCAUGGUCCGAGUGGAAGGAAUUGUGGAUCGAAAAGCGGGCCUGCCAUGUGACAUUUCUGCAACAAGCGCCGAGGAUUCUCCUCACAUGGUGUUGUGGUUUCGCGAGAGUGACGGCAUCCCUAUAUACAGUUACGAUUUGCGCGGACACCCCGAGGGAAAACCGAAGACCUGGUCAGCGGACAACGUGUUCGGGAAGGGAGCGUUUUUUCGGAGCUCCUCGAGCCCGGCUCAGUUGGUCAUCGAGAAAGUUCUCCUGGCUCACGAAGAUGUCUACCGAUGCCGAGUCGACUUCCUCAACUCGCCCACUCGCAACUCCAAAGUCAACUUCACAGUCGUCGUGCCUCCUGAGAAAAUAGCGAUUUACGAUGAAUCCACCGACGAAGAAGCAAGACCAAGGGAGGCUCGAGGGGAGGGAACUUCACCGGUCUUCAGAUGUCAAGUUUCUGGUGGUCGGCCACCUCCUCGGGUAACAUGGCUGCUGGACUCAGGACUGCUGGACGAAACUAGCGAUACGAUCGGUGACAGAACCAUUAACGUGAUUCACGUUCCGCCUCUGACCCGUCUCAACGUCAACUCGCGGCUCUCCUGCCAGGCAUCCAACACCCACCACAUCGCCCCGGUCACCAAAACCAUCCAGCUUGACGUCUAUCUGCGGCCAAUAUCAGUUACCAUCCAGAAAAAAGACAGAACUCUGCGAGAAGGCGUGCUGGAGGAGAUAGUUUGUGUCGUCAAUGGUUCCAGGCCUGCCGCAAACGUUACGUGGUGGAAACAAACAACUCUCAUGGAAUCACAUAUGUCAACGAUGUCAAAAGUUGGAGAUGGUAUCAUGGCAAGCACAUUGAGGUUCGUCCCAACUUCAAAAGAUGACAAUAUGAAUUUGAUCUGUCGCGCAGUAAAUCCUAAGCUCCCAUCACCAAGUGGGGCCCUCGAAGACUCAGUGAAACUCAACGUCCUAUACAGUCCAGUAGUCACUUUGAAAAUGGGCACUGGCCUGGAUCCAAACAACAUCAAAGAAGGAGAUGACGUUUAUUUUGAAUGUCUCGUUCAGGCCAAUCCUAAAAUCCACAAACUGACUUGGUUUCACAAGGGGAACGAAGUGAAACACAAUGCCAGCGCGGGUAUUGUUGUGAGCUCCGGGAGUCUGGUGCUGCAGCAAGUAACACAAAGUACUGCCGGCCAUUUCACUUGCUUGGCGGUCAAUACUGAAGGAGCGGCCAAGAGUAAUUCUAUUCAUCUGAGGAUAUUGCACUCGCCGAUCUGCCGACAGAGCCAUGACGAGCUGGUCGGGGCCCUGAAGCAGGAGAAAGUCGGCUUGACUUGCAACGUCGAGGCCGACCCGCCCGCCGUCGUGUUCAGGUGGACUUUCAACCAUUCUGGACACUCCCGUGAGCUGCCCGCCGAGUACUAUCACAACGUGGGCACUACCUCCACGCUGAAUUACACCCCUGUCAGUGACUUGGACUACGGCACGUUAACUUGCCUUGCGUCCAACUCUGUGGGGGUGCAAACUAGACCGUGUGUCUUCCAAGUCGUCGCAGCAGGACGGCCGUUCCCGCUGUUCAACUGCACGAUGGCGAACCGUACGGCGGAUUCGGUGACGGUGGAGUGCAUCGAGAACUUCGACGGGGGCCUGCCGCAGAGCUAUCUGGCGGAGUUCGUGCAACUCCCGGUUGUGGUGGGUCCCGGCUCCGGGUCUAACUCGGUCUGGUACAGGAACGUCACCUCCUCGAAGCCGCUCUUCCACUUCAGCGACUUCAGCCCGGCGGCCUCCUACCGGCUCAACCUCUACUCCUACAACGCCAAGGGCCGCAGCGAGCCUACCGUCCUCGAGAUCCUCGCCUACAACGCACAAAGUAGAGAGUCCGGUCUGGACCGGAUAACUAUAUUCAGUUCCGCGGUGACAGUACUCGCCGUGGCUUUAUUAGUCUUAAUUAUAAUUUUAGUCGCUCUGUGUAGAACUCAACUGCGAAACAAAUCCAGGGAUAAACUCAAAUACUCUUCUUCGCUAUCCGAUUCUUCGAAUAACAUAACCGAGAAUCAUAGGCCUAAGUCUAAAGUGAUAGUGGAUGAUAAAGAUCCAGAUCUCAUCCCACAAAAAAUAGAAAAAAAUAUAUUACCUAGUUUCGUGAGUGUGUGCACGACCUCUCCGAAACACUGCAAGCGGAAAAAACCGGAGGGUGCGGAAAAGAUGAGGCAUUUAAAUGGAACCAUUACGAGACCUCCACACGGCGAAGGACACUCGUCAGCCAUAACGGCCGCGCCGCAGUUUUUAACAAUUACAAAAUCCACCGAAUUGCAGGAAAGUUUCCUCUAGCCUCCUUCCUGCGGGCCAUGAAAAAUCCGCCGCAAGAUUGCGCUGUCGGCGGAAUUCAAUUAAGUCCCCACCUAUACGUUUAAGUGGCAUGUUUAUCACAGCCUCGACGAAACCUCGCUCGCCGGACAGAACAACGUAACGCACGCAUCGUCUCGGAAGGUAUUUGUGUUGUUUCUGUCGCAGCCGCGACAAAAAAUACAGCGAUCCGGCUACAAACGGCAGCUCUAAACACUCCGUUACCCCAACUUUUUAUACGUGCGUCAGUCCUUUCUUAUUAGGAAAGUUUCCCGCCAAGGAAAUCGUCCCCCGCCCCCCUCCCCGACCAGAUGCACCUCCUCCGAAAUUUAACUAAAUUAAUUCGCCGCUUACUCAUCUCGUGGUGCAGCAGUCGAAAUUCCUAAAUCACCNCCCCCCCCCUCCGCACCACCACCUCGUGCUCAGUUGCAUCUUGUCUUGCAUGCUGCGCCCGCAAGUUUUUCUUUCGUGCUGUUACGCGAGAGUCUUUUCUUGAGUGCUGCCGCUUGCAAGUUAUGACAUUCACUUCGAUGUCAGCGUUAUAGAGUUCGAGUAAAAAUACCCUUUUGCGAGCCUCACUCCCGCAUCUGGGAAGCGCUGAGGCAACCACCUGAAAAAUAUUGAGGUUUGCGCUCGUGAUGUUGAUGAAUUUUUCAGCCACGAGCGAGUUGAGUUUUUAAAUCUAAACUGUUAGAGCUCUUGACGUUCUGACUUCUUUAUUCCAUAAUAAACUCCUUCAUCGAAAAUCAUUUGGGAGAACUCUAUCGAUGGCUACACUUGGAACCGAAGUUUUUUUCCCACGACAUUUUUGAUCCUUCAAUACUGUUUUCUUCAAUGGGGAAUCUGAUGAUAGGAAUUUCUUGAACAUUUUCAUAAUUUUUCGACUCUGCUCGAAAAUAUGUUAUUAGGGUUUCAACCUGUGAGGAAUAAGGCUCGAUACCAUUCGAAUAAAUUAAAAAUUGGAAAUUUUGAACUUCAAUUUAAGUACGUUGCUUCCGAAUGUAGUCAUCGCUUGGUUCCAAUCCGUACAUAUCUAAUUCCAAUCGAAAAUAAUGCAAUCACACAGUACCUAGUCCCUUGUAAUAGUCAGUUGAAAACAGGCUGUCUGACUUUGCAACUUUCUCAGUUUUAUAAUGAUCAAUCUUCUGUGCCAGCUUCAAAAGAAUUUCGAUGAUUUGCCCCUCUCACCAUGUUAUAUCUCCCAAAAAUAAUUGUACCUCACCAUAUCAUUCCAGUCAUAUCAGUGUGGAUCUUCAAGUCUAUGUUGAGUAUUUUUUCCAAGCCGCUGUCCCCUUUUUAUUUUAUGUAAGCAAAGUUGAUCUUAUUGGAUCUGCACAGCACUCAGUUGACAGGUAAAACAUGAUUAAAGUUGAAUCGAGUGUUUCAGAUCUAUUAAAGUGUGGUUUUCCGCUCGGCAUAGAAGCAUAUCUUGAUUCUCUUGACUGCUAGUAAUAAAAUCAAAUCAUUCUUAAAUCACUGCAGGGUAAUAAAAUUUUUAAAAUUAAAAUUUUUGAUCUUCCCUUUUUUAUAAGCAAAUUAUAAUGUGUAGGAGAAUAGCGUGUAGUCAUCACUGUGAAGUUCCCCUUCUUUUUGGAAUAACGUAAAUUUUAGAAAAUUAAAGCAUUUUGUUUUAUACAUAUUUUGUGGAGACAUAUCCAAAACAAGGAAUCAUGUCAUAUCUGUAACAUCUCAUGUGAACAGUUACUUGUGUAUAUAUUAUGAACAUUUUGUUUUUGUUGUUGUUUUCAUGUAAAUAAAAUUUAAAUUUUUAUAA